UUAGAUCAUUCCGUGUAGGCGCUUGGGAAUACUGUACCACUAUAUUCUGCUAUAUUCUGAUUUAGAGAUUAACUUUUGCCCGUGAGCCAAAAUUAGAAAAAGAACCUUUGGACUAUAGAUUUUUCUUCUAGUAUUUUCUGUCCUCCUCUUUGGAUUAUCGUUUAUAACAAAAGAUAUUUAUUAACGUUUUAAUCGCUGCAACUGAGCCAAUUUCUGAGAAGUACAAGACCAUACUAAUGGGGACGAUGCAAAAUGGCUAUUUAGUUGAUGAUUCGUGCACAAAUGGUUCUUUCGUAAAAUUGCUCUGCCGGUCUCUUGAAGCUGUCUGCAGAGUCGUGGAAGCGACAGCCCGAAAUGCCACUAACAGCGAGGGCCACAACAUCACUGAGACAGUGCUCGCUGUGGACAAAUGGAACAACUACAACUUCUGGAUCGGCCUCUCCCUGGCGGUGUUCUCGGCCUUUCUUAUUGGUGGGAGUGUUAUUCUCAAGAAGAAGGCGCUGCUCCGUCUGGCUGACAAGGGAGAGACGAGAGCAGGUGACGGAGGUCAUGGGUACCUGAAGGACUGGAUGUGGUGGGGCGGACUCCUGACCAUGGGGGCUGGCGAAGGGGCGAAUUUUGCAGCCUACAUGUUUGCCCCAGCCACUGUGGUCACCCCGCUUGGAGCCCUGAGUGUCCUCAUCAGCGCAAUUUUGUCGUCCUUCCUGCUGGGGGAGACACUAAAUCUCCUGGGUAAGCUUGGCUGCGUGCUGAGCCUGUUGGGCAGCACCAUCAUGGUGAUCCAUGCCCCUGAGGAAGAGGAGGUGACCACCCUGCAGCAGAUGGCAGAGAAGCUCCUUGAUCCUGGUUUCCUGGUGUAUGCCAGCAUUCUUCUCAUCGCCUGUUUGGUCCUGAUUUUCUACUCCUCCCCUCGCGUGGGACAGACCAACAUCCUGGUGUACAUCAGCAUCUGCUCCCUCCUGGGGGCCUUCACCGUGUCCUCCGUCAAGGGCCUGGGCAUUGCCAUCCGAACCUUCUUCACAAACCCCUCCGUGGUGCGCCACCCCCUCACCUGGAUCCUCCUGGGCUCGCUGGUGGGCUCCAUCAUCACGCAGGUGAACUACCUGAACAAGUCGCUGGACACCUUCAACACGCUGCUGGUCUACCCCAUCUACUACGUGUUCUUCACCACCGUGGUGCUCGCCACCUCCAUCAUCCUCUUCAAAGAGUGGGGCUCCAUGUCCGGGGUGGACGUGGUGGGCACCGUAUGCGGCUUCCUGGUCAUCAUCCUGGGCGUGGCCAUGCUGCACCUGUUCAGGGACGUCCAGGUGUCUCUGGACACCCUCACGCGGUCCCUUGGCCAGCGGUCCGAGGAGGAGGAAAGGAGGAAGGUGGAAGACAAGCACGUGCUGAUCGAGAACAUGGAGUGUCUGCCCCCGAUGAGAGAGGAGGGGCCCAGAGUCUUCAUCAUCAGCUGAGGGACAUGAGAUGAA
Molecule: messenger RNA, 1472 nt
Organism: Megalops cyprinoides (Indo-Pacific tarpon)
Lineage: Eukaryota; Metazoa; Chordata; Actinopteri; Elopiformes; Megalopidae
Gene: nipal4
Product: NIPA like domain containing 4
Exons: 6
Coding region: 237-1457 (406 amino acids)
Biological process (GO): magnesium ion transport
Cellular component (GO): membrane
Molecular function (GO): magnesium ion transmembrane transporter activity
Source: RefSeq, a predicted model, not a curated record